AGAAGAAGAAUCCACGCGUCACUGUUCAAAACAAUACUGGAAGUUCCGCCUGUCUGGCGCCGUGUUCACAAGAAGAUGUCUCAAAAUAAUCCCGACAAAGAUGACCAAACGUCAAGCAGUAAGAAGAACAUCUCACUCCCGAUUUCCAGAGUCAGGUUGAUAAUGAAGAGCUCCCCGGAUGUCUCCAGCAUCAACCAGGACGCCCUGUUCCUCACCACCAAGGCGACAGAGCUGUUUGUCCAGCACCUGGCUCUGUCCUCCUUCAACAACGGCUCCGGGAAGGAGACCAACAGCCUGUCGUACAGCGACCUGGCUCACACCGCAGAGGAGACGGAGACCUUCCACUUCCUUACAGACAUCCUGCCUAAGAAGAUCUUGGCCCAAGAUUACCUCAAGUCCUUGGAGCAAAUGCAGGAGGAGGACGCUGACUUUUAAAGAGCGACACUGGCUGUGUGUUGCACCUGGACAGAUGUUAGGAAGUGUACACACCAUUCAUUAAGAGCAACAUGACUGGCAGGACAGACACCUUGGAAUUUAUCAACUCUUUUGAACACGCUGAGUUGAGCUGUAGGCCUCAUGGAACUGAAAGUAAAGCCACCUAGGGCAUAUGUGAAAUUAAGUGAAGACUCAAACACAACCUAGAGAGUCUUAGAGCACCAUGGAAGAAGAUGUACCUUAUGUGAGUCAAAGUUUGUAACGGUGUCCAAAACAAAGCAGCCUCAGAUGAAUCAUAACCCCUUGAGUUGUCUGCAGAACUGAUCACGUCUACAAAAUCAGUAUUUUUGUGUAGGCUAAAGUACUGUUGGUGCUAAUACAAGAUGCAGUUGAAAAGUAGAUCUCAGAACAAUUCUGCAUUUGGCCUGUAGUCAAAGACUAUCUUUGAGUAGCAGCAACUUACAAAGUUCAUGCCUGUUUUCCAUGCACUAUUAUCAGGAGGAAAGAAUUGUUUUUUUCUGAAGGCCUGCAGGAGCCUGCAUGUAACAGACCAAGACACAAUGGGAGUCCAUUCCACACAGCUGGAGUACAGAUGUGUCAGCUCCUGAGUUGUUAUUGCCUUUAAAAUAUGGUUGGGUUAACACUUUAUUUUAGACACGCUGUCAAACACUGAUGUCAAAGUGAAUUGUGCUGAUGUUUCUAAUCUAAGUUAUUCCUGAGUUUUUUUUCCAAUAUAAUGUCAUGUUUGAAUUAUGAGUAGCUUCUCAUAAAUACUUGAAAGUUGUUUGAACUGAUCAAAAGUACAAAUACCUCUUUUUCUUUUCUUCUCCAGUUCAACUAUAAAGCAACUGAACAUGCUGUGUCUUUCCAAAUGAAAAUUCACCCUCAGCCUAACAGAUGUGACUAUUUAAGUAACAGCUUACCACCUUACAAGGCAUCUUGCUCGUAAAUUUGUUGUAAAAUUGUUUCGAUUUGAUAUUGAAAUAAAGUUUCAUGCUGUCUGAUA
Messenger RNA from Acanthopagrus latus (yellowfin seabream), 1441 nucleotides. It is a transcript of the gene chrac1, whose product is annotated as chromatin accessibility complex subunit 1. Gene Ontology annotation, molecular function: protein heterodimerization activity. The transcript has 3 exons. NCBI's taxonomy places the organism in Eukaryota, Metazoa, Chordata, Actinopteri, Spariformes, Sparidae. Gene Ontology annotation, cellular component: nucleus; CHRAC. Bases 76 to 435 code for a protein of 119 amino acids. The record is from RefSeq and is a predicted model, not a curated record.